This is a messenger RNA of Aureococcus anophagefferens, 1044 nucleotides long. RefSeq lists its product as hypothetical. Lineage: Eukaryota; Pelagophyceae; Pelagomonadales; Pelagomonadaceae. The coding region runs from base 1 to 1026 and encodes 341 amino acids. Gene Ontology annotation, molecular function: protein binding. The record is from RefSeq and is a predicted model, not a curated record. The transcript has 3 exons.
AUGGUCUGCCAAUCGUGCGAGGACAAGAUCGGCACCAACGCGUGUCCCCUCUGUCGUCUGCCGCGCGCAGAAACUGAUGCGGAGCAGCUCGCGCGUCUUCGCCGCCAUGUGGAGAACGAGGUGCCAGAAGCAAUUACGUUUUUGGGAACCGCGUACAGCCAGGGCGGUCACUUCGGCCUCGUGAAAUCCGAUAAGAAAGCGGCAAAGAUUUACCGGCGCGCUGUGGAGCUCGGGAACGUGGACGCGAUGUCACGACUUGGGGAAAUGACCGAGUAUGGAAGUGGCGUCAAGCUGGACAAGAAGAAGGCGGAGCGGCUGUAUCGCGCGGCCGCAGACCGGGGCUGCGCGAUCGCGCAAAGCAGUCUGGCGUUUUUGGGAGACGCGUACUGCGAAGGUCGGUACGGUCUCGUGAAAUCCGAUAAGAAAGCCGCGAAGAUUUGGAAGCGCGCAGUGGAGCUCGGGAACGUGGAGGCAAUGGUCAGACUUGGGUACUCGUACGAAACUGGAAGUGGCGUCAAGCUGGACAAGAAGAAGGCGGAGCGGCUGUAUCGCGCAGCCGCAGACCGGGGCCACGCGGUCGCGCAAUUCAAUUUAGGGAUUCGCCUUCAUUCUGAGGAGAAACAUGAAGAAGGGUUCCGGUACUACGCGCUCGCGGCGGAUCAAGGCUAUACCAAUGCGGAGAACAACCUUGGCUGCUGUUAUGAGCGCGGAAAAGGCACGGAGCUGGACAAGAAGAAGGCGAAGCGGCUGUAUCGCGCGGCCGCAGAUCGGGGCGACGCGGCCGCGCAAUACAAGUUAGGGUUUUUACUUGAUGCUGAGCAGAAACAUGAAGAGGCGUUCCGGUACUACACGCUCUCGGCGGAUCAAGGCUAUGCCUUUGGAGAGUUCAACCUUGGCUGUUGUUACGGGAACGGACAAGGCACGGAAGUCGACCUCGGCAAAGCCAGAUACUGGUUCGAGCGCGCCGCUGCCAAGGGUUACGAGAGAGCUAUAGAGUCCCUCGCGGCCCUCGACGCGCGAGUAUAGCCUAAGUCUUUACGCCGA